Messenger RNA from Scomber japonicus (chub mackerel), 1101 nucleotides. RefSeq names its product tetratricopeptide repeat domain 32 (gene ttc32). Bases 5 to 418 code for a protein of 137 amino acids. The record is from RefSeq and is a predicted model, not a curated record. The transcript has 3 exons. Lineage: Eukaryota; Metazoa; Chordata; Actinopteri; Scombriformes; Scombridae. Gene Ontology annotation, molecular function: protein binding.
AAACAUGAUGGAGGAAGAUAUUUCAGAAACAUUUGAACAUGCAAACGCUGAGUUUGAAAAACAGAAUUUCAAACAGGCAGAAGAGCUAUACACAAAGUUUAUCUCAUCCUGCGUACAGUCCAGGGUAUGUGAACCAACUAAGUUGUCCACUGCGUAUAACAACCGCGGACAGAUAAGGUACCUCCGGGUGGACUUUGACGAAGCAGUAGAAGAUUACACAAGUGCAGUACAGGCUUACAGCCAGUUUGAGAUACCUUUCUACAACAGAGGACUCGUCCACUAUAGACUAGGAUUUUUUGAAGAUGCCAAGAGUGACUUCCAGCAAGCAUUAAAACUCAACCCAGAUUUUGAAGAUGCCAAAAUGAGCCUUCAACAGACACUUCUCGACCAGAAGCAUAAGAUAAACAGGGGAUACUGACAUCUUCAUAAACUACAGAGUACAUAUGUAUCCUGCAAUCUGGUGGCUAAAGAAAAACAAUAAUUUAUAAGUGUAAUUCUCCUGUAAUAUGAUAAGUCAAGAUUUUAACUAUUUAAAAAUAUCAACAUGAGGAAAAACCUUAAAGCAAAUACACAACUUCAAAUAAGAUGAUAAUUGUAAAACACAGUUUGAAGACAUGUAAGGUAGUGGACAGACAUCCCACUAAAUCAAGUGCAGCAUCUUUAUGGAUUCCUGUCAAGCAGAACAGUGAUAAUUCCUUUUCUGCAGUGGCUCAAGAUUCUUCUAGAUGAAAAAAAAUGUAAUGGCCUCAUAAAUGAAAAUAUUUCAUUGUGUAAGCCUGUGAGUAGACAGUGCAGACUAAUCAACCCAGGUAAAAACUAUGAGUCUGGGUUUUACUGUCGGUAAUAAAUGUUAGUGGAAAACCUUGGGACGUUUGUGACCAUAAACAAACCAUAAUCAAUUGCAGACACACAGCUAAUAAUGAGGAGUGUCUCGACUGCAAAAUGAAAACAUAUUUUGUUCCACAAGGUGACCGAUGUUUUUAAGAAGAAGUAGUCAUUGGUUAUAUGUCCUAUAUUCUGCUAGAAUCCUGGAGUAUUUCUUUUGAUUAAUUUAAUGUACAUGUGUUGGUAAUCAAUGAAGAAUAAAUUAUUUCUACUAUG